Leptinotarsa decemlineata (Colorado potato beetle) is the source of this 1546-nucleotide messenger RNA. RefSeq names its product Sarcoglycan alpha (gene Scgalpha). Lineage: Eukaryota; Metazoa; Arthropoda; Insecta; Coleoptera; Chrysomelidae. The record is from RefSeq and is a predicted model, not a curated record. Gene Ontology annotation, cellular component: sarcoglycan complex; membrane. Gene Ontology annotation, molecular function: calcium ion binding.
GGCAGCAACAUAACUGGGUGGAGAGGUAAAGUUUAAAAAUAAAUGGUAUGUUAUUGAUCCAAAAAUAAAGCGGCCUCUCCAAACAAUAUAUUGCAGAAAUGAUUCUCAUAAUACUAUUAAAACUCAUAACAUUGAGUUUUGCAACUUUGGUUACAGCAAAAGAUGCAAAUGUAUUGAUGUCUGAAGUUUUUGCCAUCAGUUUAGAUCCACCAAUGUUCAACUGGACCUAUGAAGGAAUGAAGAAUCAAUUUGUAUAUCAAGCAUCACUUUUAAACGCUCCAGAUUUACCCUCCUGGAUAAAUUACGUUUAUAGUGAAAGCCACCACUCUGGGUUCUUGUAUGGCGUUCCGCCUAAUAAAAACAAAGCCAGCAUCCCCAUAGAAGUGAUAGCCCUCAAUAAGAAAAAUUACGAAACUAGAGUAGAGAAUCUGAACAUAAUCAUAACGGAAAAACUGAAUCCAGCCAAGUAUGAGGUUCACCUGAAAAUAGACAACUUGAACGUUGAAGAUUUUUUCAUCGUAGAUAGAAUGGAGGCACUGAAAGAUAUAUUUCGUAAGCAGUUAUGGAAGGAUAGUGCUUUUGACUUGUAUGUGACAUUCCUCAGUACAGCUGUUGAAUUAGGGGCGAGAAAACCAUUAGACCCCAGUGAAGGCGAAGGAGUGGUGAUAAGAUUGGGUAGCGAGACUGCAUUUUCCGCUGAACUAAUUGAACUUCAGGAUGAAGUUAAGCCACUCUGGAAAGUGCCAGCUUGUCCAAGAGAUUUCAAGAGAACGUCUGUUGAGAGGUAUUUUCGUGAUGCUGGCUUUUCACUCGAUUGGUGUUCUUUCAGACUAGUUGAUAAUAAUAAUUCUGCCAUGCAUCAAACUAAUGAGAAUUCAGUGAAUUCAGAUAGAGGUGAUAACAAUGAUAGAUGGCGUCCAGUAUCAACUUCGGAAAUCCCUCAAAGAAGCUACACUCACGAAGUUUUGGUGUCAGUUUUGGUUCCAAUGAUGAUUUUGUUGGUUUUAGGGUUGCUUCUAUCGUUUAUUUUGUGUUUUCACCACGAUGAAAUAGAGGAUGAAGAAAGUGACGAAUACUUCAAAAACUUAUUCCACAUAUGUACUGAUUAUUAUUACAAUCAUUAUAUCUAUAAGAGAACCAGUCACAUCGAACAAUUUUCAACGGACGUAAUCGAUCAGAUCGAUACCAUCCAAAAAGCUACGGAAUCUCUUCGCAACUUUUCCAGCAAUAGAGACGGCAUGUCUCCCGACCUACACAGCCAUACCAAUAGCCCAAAUUCGACCAUCAGUCGUGGCAUGCACUGCAGACCUAGCCCCCCGCCGUAUGUACGACCAAAAUUCAAAUCUGAAAUUUGACAGGAUGAUAGUGAAGAGGAAGAAAAGACAUGGUACUGUUAAAUGCCAACGGGAUCAUCCAGGAGUAGAAAUAGACUUACGUUAUGACCCUGCAUACUCGUUAGAUUAGAUCCUUCAGUGUUGCUUUGAUUCCUAGGAGAGUGAGAGAGAGAUUCAAUGGCAAAUAUAUUAUGUGUGAAUUCCUUGCAGUA